Molecule: messenger RNA, 4091 nt
Organism: Linum trigynum
Lineage: Eukaryota; Viridiplantae; Streptophyta; Magnoliopsida; Malpighiales; Linaceae
Source: the annotation of a GenBank genome assembly
GCCCAUGUUAUAUUGGGCUUUGGGGUAUUUCAUUUCGUGUUCUUCCCACUCUGUUUGCAGCGGCAGAGGAAAGGAAAAUAAUCAAAAUAUGCGCGGCAGGCUGCGGAGAUCUUCGCCGGGAAGUCUUAACUGACGAAUGCUAGUAAGAAGCCGCCGCCGUUGCUCGGUUGACAAAGAGAGCUGAUGCUGCGAGGUUUUGAUUCGUUAAACCGGCUGGCGACCAGAUUCUACCGCAGUGACAGUUUUGUCUCCUUCCCCAUUUGAAGAAUUUGUGAACCUGGAGUUGAUUUCCGCCUUAAGGAUACGAGGUUGGCUCUGCGCAAUUUCGUUGGAUGAGGAUGGUGAUAACCUGUGAUUGAUACUUCCUCCCACACCAUGUUCAUACCGGAGGUAAAAUUCAUUUCACAGCCGAACAUCAUCAGGCUGAUAUCUCCAAAGGCACUCUCUGAACUCUUCCUGCGGUCUCGUCACACUCAAUUCAGGGUCGUUUGCUUUCUCCCAACGCCUCGGGAUCGCGAGAAUCGAGUGGAACCAUCCAAUUGCUAUUAUGGAUUGCCGAUUCGAGUCCACAAUGUUCGCAGAACAUACAGGGGCGGCCGCAGGAAGAAGCUCGAACUCGCCAUUGCCCAAUGCUAUGACUCCAACCCCGCGGAGCAACUCGUUCUUGACGUGCUUAAGAUGAAUCGUAACGAUUCGAGGGUGGCUUUGAACUUCUUCAACUGGGGUUCCAGCAAUCACCCACUAUCCAACCCUCCUAGUGUUUCCACCAAAAUCGUUGAUAUUCUCGGCCGGGUGAGGCAGUUUGAACACGGGGACAAGGUGCUCGAUGAAAUGUCUAAGAGAGAAGGGUUCAUCAGCGAGGAGACUUGUGAGAUAAUGACUCGCACAAUCAUUCCCAAUGGCUGGCGUGUAUUUGGAAAUGUACAUGAGGCCAAGAGAUCCGGGGAAGGCAUCACAGCAUCCAAAUGCGAGCCAGAUUUUUGCAGGUUCCCAACUGUCAUGAAGAAACGUACAAGAACUGGUAAGAAUGGCCAAGGAGUUCAACAUUUUUCAACAAGAACGGCUCCUUCCGCCGUUUCGGACUCUUACCCAUCAAAGAAAGCGUUGGACUUGAAGCGCAAACAAUCCAGAAAUGGCUUACGUUUAAACACAAGAGACACUGACAUUUUGGAAUGGAAUGUGGCCAUCUCCAGCCACAUGCGCAACGGGGACUGCGACUCCGCGUUACAGGUAUUUAACUCGAUGCCUCGUCGGAGCUCAGUCUCAUAUAACGCGAUGAUUUCAGGGUAUAUUAUGAAUGACAAGUUCAGGCUUGCUCGGGAAAUGUUCGAUAAAAUGACCGAUAGAGAUUUGGUCUCCUGGAAUGUCAUGCUUAGUGGGUACGUCAGGAAUCGGAAUCUUACUGCAGCCAGGGAAUUGUUUGAGACAAUGUCGGAUAGGGAUGUUGUUUCUUGGAACACCAUAUUGUCUGGAUAUGCGCAGAAUGGCUUUGUUGACGAGGCAAGGCGUAUUUUCGACAAGAUGCCUACUAAGAAUGCAGUGUCCUGGAACGGGUUGCUUUCUUCCUACGUGCAAAAUGGACGUAUAGAUGAAGCGCGGAGAUUGUUCGAGGCAAAGAUGGACUGGGAGACUGUUUCUUGGAACUGUUUGAUGGGGGGUUUAGUGAAAAGGAGGAGGUUAGUUGAUGCGAGGAAGCUAUUUGAUAAAAUGCCUGUGAAAGAUGAGGUUUCCUGGAAUACUGUUAUUACUGGUUAUGCGCAGAAUGGACAAGUGGAAGAAGCACAGAGAUUAUUUGAUCAGUCUCCAAGUAAAGACGUGUUUACAUGGACUGCAAUGGUUUCAGGAUACAUCCAGAAUGGCCUGUUGAAUGAAGCAAGAGCGGUUUUCGAUAGAAUGCCUGUAAAGAAUUCGAUUUCAUGGAACGCCAUGAUUGCUGGGUACGUGAAGAGCAAGAAAAUGGAGCUAGCCAGAGAACUGUUUGUGGCAAUGGACUGUAGAAAUACUAGCUCGUGGAACACAAUGAUUACAGGAUAUGCUCAGAGUGGGGAUAUAGCUCGUGCUAGGGAACUGUUUGAUGAGAUGCCUCAACGAGAUUCAAUAUCAUGGUCUGCUCUCAUUGCUGGCUAUGCCCAGAAUGGUUUCAGUGAAGAGGCUCUGCAACUUUUCGUGGAGAUGGAAAGGGUUGGAGAAAGGUUGAACAGGUCCUCAUUUACCUGUGCUUUGGCUGCAUGUUCUGAUAUUGCUGCUUUGGAGUUGGGGAAAGAAGUGCAUGGUCGGUUGGUGAAGGCUGGAUACCAUACUGGUUGUUUUGUGGGGAAUUCUCUUCUUGCAAUGUAUUGCAAGUGUGGAAGCAUAGAUGAAGCACGAGAUGCAUUCGGUGAGAUAGCAGAAAGAGAUGUCGUCUCUUGGAAUACAAUGAUCCAUGGUUAUGCAAGGCACGGAUUUGGAGAAGAAGCCUUAUCGAUUUUUGAGUCAAUGAAGAUAGAGGGUAUCCGACCAGACGAGGCGACCAUGGUUGGGGUACUGUCUGCUUGUGGUCAUGCUGGCUUAAUUGACAAGGGGACCGAAUGCUUCUACUCUAUGACCAAAGUAUAUGGAGUCGCACCAAACCCAGUCCAUUAUACUUGCAUGAUCGACCUCCUUGGUCGAGCUGGCCGCCUGAAGGAAGCUCAGGACUUGGUACGAAACAUGCCUUUCAAACCAGAUGCUGCAGCUUGGGGUGCAUUACUUGGUGCAAGCAGAGUCCAUGGCAAUAUUGUACUUGGUGAAACCGUUGCCAAGACAGUAUUCAAAAUGGAGCCAGAUAAUUCCGGCAUGUACGUUCUCCUCUCAAAUCUAUAUGCAGCUUUAGGAAGGUGGCCUGAAGUCCGUAUGAUGAGACAGAAAAUGAAGAGAGAAGGGGUCAAAAAACUUCCAGGCUACAGCUGGCUCGAAGUGCAGAACAAGAUCCAUAAUUUUAGAGUUGGGGACACUUGCCAUCCAGAGAAGGACCGGAUAUAUGGGUUCUUAGCAGAGAUGGAGGAGAAAAUGAAGCAGGAAGGCUUUGUUUCUCUGACAAAAUUGGUGUUGCAUGAUGUGGAAGAGGAAGAAAAGGAGCAUAUGCUAAAGUAUCAUAGUGAGAAGUUGGCCGUCGCGUAUGGGAUCCUGACUAUCCCAGCUGGGAGACCGGUUCGCGUGAUUAAGAACUUAAGGGUAUGUGAAGACUGUCAUAAUGCCAUCAAGUUUAUGUCCAAGAUUGUUGGGAGGUUGAUUAUCUUGAGGGAUAAUAAUCGGUUUCACCACUUCGAGAACGGUUCGUGUUCUUGUGGAGACUACUGGUGAGAGCAGCAAAAGGAACAACGCUGAAUUGAGUGAAUGAAGCCUUCAGUUUUGAACUCGCAGGUAUUUAUGCAAAAGGGCAGUUCUUUGUUCUGCUUCUGUAAAAUUACAGUAGUGUCAAUAAGUGACUGUGGUGUGUUCAUCAGGUGAAGACCUAUAAAGGCAACACAGAGGGGAAAGACUUGAAGUCUUCAAGAACUAUGAGUAGUGAGUUGACAGAGCUUUGGAGUGCCUUAAAGAUAUGCUGUCUCCACUAAUGAAGUGGUGGUAAUCAUAAUCAUGCAUUUGGGCAACUUAUUGUUGUUAAUGAGGUAAGCUGUUCCUGUGCGACCUUCUAGAUGUGUUUGGUUUGAUAAUCACCCAAGAAAGUGACUUUUCAUCAGUAAAUUGCAUUGCAUGACUGCUUCAGCAAUCAGUGGUUGGUUUAAGUGACAUAAGGUUUACAGCUAUUGAAAACCCCCUCAGCUAGUUGCCAAUUUGGUCUUGGUUUCUUGUGAGUUUUGUUGUAUCCUUUUCAUCAAUGACAUGACAAACAUUGACCUGCUCUUUUUAGUGUAAACUUGUGGCAAGGUUAACAGAAGUUGUUGAUUGAUUGAAUGAUUGAUUGAGAUAUAAGCAAAAAUGGGGAUUACCCUGAAUUAGUUGUGGAUGUUAGAGUGUGGUUGCCUCGUCUUAUCUUAAUCUCGUUAUCUACGAUUUAAGUUUUAGAUAGAUAACUGUGUUUCUUGAAGGCUUUCACAUCAGCAACAUGACAUUAAAAAACUGAUAUUAAC